Messenger RNA from Hylaeus volcanicus, 2307 nucleotides. Its product is annotated as suppressor APC domain-containing protein 2. The record is from RefSeq and is a predicted model, not a curated record. The transcript has 5 exons. Bases 373 to 1725 code for a protein of 450 amino acids. NCBI's taxonomy places the organism in Eukaryota, Metazoa, Arthropoda, Insecta, Hymenoptera, Colletidae.
GUAUCUUCAUACCUGUUUCGUUUGAUGUGCUUAUGUUAUUUGGUUACAGUAAUUAACGACUUGAAGAGGUUAUUUAAAAACCAAGUUAAACUUCAUUACCAAGAAUGAAAAAAUAAAAUGUAUUCGAAUAGCAUUAAACGUAGUCAAAUCUGACAAAUGCAAUUCUAUCGAUAAUUCGAUAACACGUAUUCACAAAUGUGUUAAAAAGGGGACACUUGUCAAGCGAAUUAAACAAUGAUUGCGUCAACGAAAGAUUCGUGAGAAAAAGAAUGAAGUAUCUUCCAUCGCCAGGAAGAUAAUUUAUGAAUUAGGAAUAUUCGAUUAAAUAUAUGUCGCCUUAAUAAUUAUACUUCAGACACACGUGUGCAUAACAUGGCUCAAAUACAAACUUCGGGUGCUGAUGGGCUGCCAAAACAUUUUGUUGCUGCCAUGCGUACGCUGUUCGAUAUAAUGGAUGAUCAAAAUACAGGAUUUGUCAAGUUUUCGGAUAUCGAGGGUAGAUGGCAAGAUGAUGGAACUCAAGGUCUUCCAAAAGGUGUUUUAGAAAGUCUGAAAAAAGUUACACCAUCAAAUGGUUUGCUAUCUUUUGAAAGGUUCUGCACAGGGCUCAAGAUUUGCUUGUUACAAAUCCAAACAGAAUCUGAUCCCAAAAAACAUGAUGGUCAACCGAACAGACCACCAUCCGCGCCAAUCCUUAUUCCAGAUAGUCAAAGUAAAACAACAUGGAUAUCUCCGAAUACAGCAACUAUAAGGCCGAAUAAUGCUAUGUCUCAGCAACGUACUUUAAGUAUGCCACAGUUAUUAGCAGGUCGAAAAGAUGGUGGCAGUCAAUUAGAAUCUAUGGACAACAGAAUUGGUGCUGAAUCAAAGUUGAAUAAAGUGUAUGGACCUCCGAAACCUCCAAGAACAGGUGCUGCAUUAGAAGCUAGGACUAUUAAUUUAGACAGAAAUUUUGACAAAUCUGAAAUUCGAACUGUGUUACAAAAUUGGCAAAUGGGUUUAUUAAUGAACGAUGAUAAAACUGUAGACAAACGACAGUUACCAGCAGUAAACUAUAGAACAGAUACUAGAACAUUAUUGAGACCAACUCGAGUAUUGGGAGAUGGUAAAGCAGUGGAUUUACAAAAUAAUCAAGUUGGCCUUCAAUCUAAAAAAACAUUAAAUCGACGUAGAGAACCUAGACGUCAUACGUUGCAGAAUGGUAUUGAUUACAAUAUGAUGAAGAGAAUGAAACAAAUUGAGCAAGAGAAAGAUGUAUUGCUUCAAGGUCUAACUGCAGUUGAUAAAGCUAGGGAAUGGUAUUUGAAACAAAUUUCUGCCACUCAAGAAAAAAUUAAACAUCUUGGGCGUAUGGGGUCUCACGUGGAGCAGUGGACAGAAGCGCAGCAAGAACGUUUGGAACUACAACGUGCUCGAGUACUAGAAGUUAAUAGACAUUUAGCUGCAUUAAUAAGCAGCUGGGAACGCGGUGGAUUGCCUCUUCAUAUGAAUCUUGCCUUUCUUAGUACACCGACGUCUACGCAGCUUCAACAGGAUAUGCUGUCUAGGCUAAAGCAACAAAAUCAUAGAUUAACAGAAGAAGUUAGUAAAAAGAGCCAACGGAUAGCGAUUCUCGAACAAGAGAAGGACAACUUGGUACGAGAAUUAUAUAAUAGACAAAGCGGUAUGGUCCAGUCUCGAAGAGCAACAAUGAUUCACGAACAACAUGACCAAACAUUCAUGUAAGAAUAUAAAUAAAUCGAUCAGUCAUCGUAAAAAGGAUUUGUGAUCGAAGACACAUGCAUUAUAUUCGAACUUCAGGUUAAGUUUGUAAAGUAUUUGUUAAAUAUUCGCAAUAUUGAUACUCGAAUUUAGUUAUAUAACGUAAACAAAGUGCCUUAAAAAUUGUCAUAAUCCGUCCAAAAAUCUGAACGUCUAAAGAUUAUUAUGUUUCCUUCAAUAAAUUAUUAUUAUAAGUAAUAUACCGCCUUGACCCAAUUUUUGAUUCCGCAACGAUACGAUAAUUACACAUUUAAAUCCGGUCACCAGUAUCUCGGAAACAAUUUUUAUGAGACAAUUGCACAAAUAGUGCACGCGCCGCGAUGUGCGCUACAUCUACUUCCGGGAUGGCGACCGUAGUUGCAAAUGUUAUUGAACUUUAAUAUGUGAUAAUAUGGAUACUUAAUAUUCAACGUACCUAUUUACGUCAAAUUGACAGAAAAAGUUUCAAACGCACACUUAACUCAUCGCUAUUAACAAAACUAAGAUAAUACGGACGCAAGUCACACUGUAUCUCUAAAACUAUAAGGACCUUUUACCAACCAUGGG